AUUAAAGAGGCUGCGGAGACUGGGGCGGCGGUAGAGGCCGCCGGUCGCGGCGAUCACCUCUUAACUUUUCUGUUGGGUCGCAGAACCGCCACCAUGUCCCUGGCAGCCUCGGCGGGCCGGGGCCCCGGGGCCGUGUGGUCCCCGACGCAUGUGCAGGUGACGGUACUGCAGGCGCGGGGCUUGAGGGCCAAGGGUCCCGGGGGCACGAGCGACGCGUACGCGGUGAUCCAGGUGGGCAAGGAGAAGUACGCCACUUCGGUGUCGGAGCGCAGCCUGGGCGCGCCCGUUUGGCGCGAAGAGGCCACCUUCGAGCUGCCGCCGCUGCUGUCGGCCGAGGCCGCGCCCGCCGCCGCCGUCACCCUGCAGCUCACCGUGCUGCACCGCGCCCUGCUCGGCCUCGACAAGUUCCUGGGCCGCGCCGAGGUGGACCUGCGGGGGCUGCACCAGAAUCAGGGCCGCCGGAGGACCCAGUGGUACACCUUGAAAUCCAAACCGGGGAAGAAGGAUAAAGAGCGAGGAGAAAUUGAGGUUGACAUCCAGUUUAUGAGAAACAACAUGACUGCGAGCAUGUUUGACCUUUCCAUGAAAGACAAGUCUCGGAACCCGUUUGGGAAACUGAAGGACAAGAUCAAGGGCAAGAAUAAGGACAGCGCGUCCGAUACGGUGUCAGCCAUCGUCCCCCACGUGACGCCCUCGGCUGACAGCGAUGACGAGUCUCCUUCCAAAGACAAGAAGAAGAAGUCAAAGAUCAAGACCUUGUUUUCCAAGUCCAACCUGCAGAGAACGCCUCUUUCCCAGUCCAUGUCCGUCCUGCCGACCUCAAAGUCAGACAAAGUGAUGCUUCGUCCUGGAGACUUCGAGUCCCGGUGGGAGGACGAUGACGAGGAUGAGUCCUCCUCUGCCUCGGAUGUCUUGUCUCACAAGAGGACAGCAAGCGCAGAUCCUAAGCAGCUGAACCAGGUCAACUUCAGUCUCCCCAAGAAGGAAGGCCUCUCCUUCCUGGGCGGCCUCCGGUCUAAGAACGAUGUCCUCUCCCGCUCGAACGUCUGUAUCAAUGGGAACCACGUCUACGUGGAGCCACCCGAGGCCAAGACCGAGACCAAGGACAGCUCCCCGUCCCCCUCUCCAUCCCCACAAGACCUCAGGAAGAAGCGCUGGUUCUCAUCUACAGAAAACCUGGCCUCUCGGCCUUGGAGGGAGCCUGGGGAAGCAGGCGCAGUGCCUUCCGAGUCUUCCACAAAGGACACCCUCAAGUCUAUGUCCCUGCCGUCCUACCAGCCGCAGGUCAGCAGGGACCUUCGGGAGAACACGGCCCCGGCGACCUUGGAGGCUGCAAAGGAAACCAAAGAGAGCAAGAAACAGGAGAACAAGAAGCCAGCUCUGCCCUUCCUGGUGCCGGGAAAGAAGGACACGGCCAAGGGCAGCGAGGGCGAAAGCCCUCCUGCUGCCGCCUGGGGGAAGGAGAGGGAGGAAGCGCCUGCUGCCCUCAGGGCCGGGGAGCACCAGCCGGGGCCUGUCGACGACCUUGUGAAGAAAUCGAACAAAGAGGUUGCGCCUGUUGUCGCUGGACUGGGCCGAGCACUGAACCCCUUUGAAGACGAGCAACUCCCAGAACCAGAAGCUGACCCAGAGCCCAAGGCUGCGCCUGUCCCACCUGUUUUCUCGCCCAGGGCUCCCCAGACCAGAGCCGUGAAACCCCGGCCGGAAGUGUCUCCAGAGGCUCGGCCCGCACCCAGGCCCCCUCCUUCCACUAACUCUCCCCUCUUUCUUUCCACUCUCGCUUCCAGCUCUGGGCAGAUACCUGUCUCUUCUAAAACGGGGCAUGACUCAGAGACACCAUCCUCUGAGUCCCCUUCAGGCUCCUCCUCUAUCUCCUCUCCCAUAGCGGCCCCCAUCUCCACAUCCACCCCAAUUAAGAACUGGCCCUCUGCAGACCCGGGCCAAGCCAGCUCUGAAGAACCACCUUCGCUCCUGGAACUAGAGUUGGAAAAGGAGACUCAGACCCGAGUUCCAAAUAUUGAUCUCCACGCUGUGGGCUUGCUUUCCAAGCAGACACCCGUUCCGGUGACUGGAGGGAGGGAAGACUAUUCACCAGAGAAGACCAGUACUAACGACCUGGCACAGUCUCUUCAGACACAGCCUGAAGAGGGACAAGAAGGAGGGCUUCUGGGGUCUCCCUGGCAAGAACAACAAAGUGAUAUCGCUUCAAAGGACGAGGCCCGAGAAGUAGCAUCUGCCCUUGCGCCCGGGAGAGGCAGGAGGGGCAGCCCCGCUGGAAAGCCCCCAAGCAGGGAGGACCCAGACUCUGCGAAGGACGCGGGUGGGGGUGGCAGGCUGAGUCCUGCAGUUAAAGAAAUGGCGCCCCGCCUCCACACGGGGGAGUCGGCCCCCACACCCGACUCCGUGACGACGCAGGGACAUGAAGAGAUGGGUCCGGAUGCCCGUGAUGGCGGAAAGGAUACCAAGAAGCAGGCGCUGUUUUCCAAGAAGCUCUCCACAGAAGAGGCUGGGGAGGUGGCCCCCAGGCUGGUUCAUGGGGACAGAGGGGUCCCACAGGAGCCAAUGCCACCAGGGGCCGCUCCCAGAAACGCGAUGGCCACGGGAGACUCCCAGGAGGGGGCGGCUGUGACCAGACCGCGGCCCGCGGCCCUGGCGACUCACACUCCCUGCCCCUCCUCCAAGGGGAGCUUCUCAGGGGGUCCCCAGCCGACGAUCGGCUCAGGGAGGGCUGGUCCCCUCUUCAGGAGUCAGGGAGACGACACCCGGAUGGCAUGGAACCAGAGCAAAGCCAGUGACCAUGAAGGUCUGCUGUCCGACCCGCUGCGGGGCCUCCAGGCCCCCUGCGAGGCCAAGCCCCCAGGCGUGGCCCAUCUGGACCUGACCCUGCCCUCCAUCCCUGAGGUCGAGUCGGAGGACGAGAGAGGCGAUCAGCCUGAAGGUGGCGGAGGGGCGGCCCUGGUGGCAGGCUGGGGAAGAGGGGCUCUGUCCUCCAGCACGGGGCCUGUCCAGCUUGAGGGGGAGAGGGUGCCCAGUGAGGAGGCUGGCGGGUCAGCAGCAGGAAGCUUGCAUGACCCCACGCCCGGAGCAACCGCCCCGGCUUCUGCAGAACACACCCCAGGACCUGGCAGCGAUGGCGGGAAGGCAGGACCAGCCGGAGAUGGGAGCCCGCCUCGGCCUCUAGCCGCUGCCCUGGGGUCCCCUGUGUCCAGCUCCCCCACCCCUCCCCCGCUUCCUGCCACACGCUCCUUUCCCCCCUCUGCACACUCUGACACCCCCCACACCAAUACAGCAGAAUCUCAAAAAAAAGUAACAGCCGAGGGCUCCGCGGGUAACGUGGAAAAUCCCGGCAAGAGGAAGCCGCUUCUUCAGGCCCGGGUCUCCCCCUCAGAGACACAGCCGAGCGCUGGAAGCAGGCCGGCCAAGCACAGACUUCAUCCCGUGAAGCCGAUGAACACGACAGCCCCCAAGGUUGCUAACUCCACCUCGGGAACUACCACGAUCGUGAGUGAGAACUUGAUCAACGAAGCCGGGAUGAAGAAAUACAAGCCCUCGGACCCCGCAUUUGCCUACGCGCAGCUGACCCACGACGAGCUCAUUCAGCUGGUCCUCAAACAGAAGGAAACGAUCAGCAAGAAGGAAUGUCAGGUGCGCCAACUGGAAGACUACAUCGACAACCUGCUGGUCAGGGUCAUGGAGGAGACGCCAAACAUCCUCCGGGUUCCCUCCCAGGUCGGCAAAAAAGCAGGAAAGAUGUGAUCCGCCGGCCUCCAGCAUCGAGACUCUGCCGUGGGUCUGUCUCCACCAGCUCCUGAGGCCGAGGACUCGCUGUGCCCAAGAGCCGGGCACAGUUUGCCAUCUUCCUUCCAGGUUAUCUGGCAGGAGUCCCUCCCACCCAUGGAAGCCAGGUCAAUGACUACAACGGAUCUUUUCACUGUCCAUUCCCAGGGUUUUAUUUUUAAAUGCCACUGUGCCUUUAACCACAUUGUAAAUAUUUUAUGGCCUGACCGGAGACAUGGUCAUAAGAUCUGAUCCUGGCCUGGAGGUUCAGAUGGCACUGGGGGGUAUUAAUUAAUGUAUUUUAAACAUUGGGGUUUUCUUUCUUUGAAUUUGAGAUUUUUAAAGUACGUCUCCCCCUGGUCUUUAAAGCUUCAGGUGAGAUAACAAGGACCAGGCGAUCGGGGCUGUGUUGCACAUACCUUCUUGGCAUUUGAAUAACUCAGGCGUGGCAUUUUGGCUGCAGAUGCUAAAUUUUUGAUACCAUGUAAACCUACUUGACUCCUCGGACUUGGUCUUUUGUUUCGACUGGAGCAGAGGAGUGUCGAGUGUGCCUUUGAGAUUUAUGACAAGCCGCCUUUUCCAGACAUCGGCCUCUACACCGCAGUAGCCUUUAAAAGAUGCUCUUUCUCAAUGGAGAGGGCCUGUCUAUGGAGGGAAGCAGACCAGGGGACUUAGAGUCACUUUGCACUCAAGGGAAUUGGUCAAAACCCUUCCUCUGGUGAUCGCAGGAUCCCUGUGACUGGAGUGGCCAAGGCAGCGCCUUGAUUAGCAUCAAGUGCCCCAGGCGCUUGCUAAAAUGGUUCUACCAGGCUUGGAGCCAUGGCAGGGGGUCCCUUGGCCCUCUCCUCCCAUGCCUUCGCUUGGCUCCCUGGUUUCCUUGGCAGCUCUUCCUGGCAUUUUCCCCCCUUUGUAUAACAUUGUGAAGAGCAAGAUGAUAUCUAUUUUUAGAUGGCUGUGUUUUUAAAACUAGAUUAACACACUUUUUUUUUUUUUUUAAACUAGGACCCCUUUUUAACUAAUAUCACCAGUUCAGAUUCUUUGGGGCUUCCCUGGUGGUUCAGCAGUAAAGAAUCCUGCCAAUGCAGGAGAUGGGGGUUCAAUCCCUGGGUUGGGAAGAUCCCCUGGAGAAGGAAAUGGCAGCCCACUCCAGUGUUCUUGCCUAGAGAAUCCCAUGUACAGAGGAGCCUGAUGAGCUACAGUCCAUGGGGUCGCAAAGAGUCGGACAUGACUUAGCAACUAAACAACUCAGACUCUUCAGGUAAUUUCAUUGUUAGUAACCCGAUAUGAGAAUGUUUUCUAUAUUACUCAUUUUUUGUUGUUGUUCCAGUUGAGACAGAAUCUCAUCAAAUCCCGACAUCUCUCCUAGGGAGAGAAUGUCAUAGGCCAAGGGUGUGGGUAGGGCUUGAGGAGAGAGCAGUUAUAAACACAGAUCUCUCUGUGUUCAUUCUUGUUGUGUUGAAGUUAAGAGGCAAGAUGACUGGCAGUGGGAUUCCUCCUCAGGAUCACGUCUGCUGCCACAUUAGUUAAUAUCAGAGCACUUUAAUCUGAAGGAUGAUACUGUAACUUGAUUGAACUAAUUCACUUUUAAUUAUCGAUAGCUGUUUUAUUUAAUAUCCUCCUACAUACUGGGGACCACUGUAAACCUCUCAGACGACUCGUAUUUUUGUAGCGCUACGAGAUUUAUUUACAUCCCUAUAAAGAGAACUGGAUGUUCGCUUGAACUCUGGAGAUACAUGUGUAUAUAUUUGAUAUGCAAUGUUUUGUACUUGAUGUCAGUGUACUUGGACUGUGAUUACCCCUGUGUACUGGGUGGCAGGGGCACUGAGUGGUUUCUCCUGAGAAGAGCUCACGUGGAGACCCGAGUUCUUCCCGAAAGCUUUUCGUUGUGGGAGAUCUGCUGCUAGGACCUCGGGGAUGGGUCCCGGUCCGUGUUUAAGAGAGCGAAUUCCUCUGCUCUGAGAUGCCACUCAAGAACUCUGGAGAAUGAAGGACAAUCAACUUCAAGAGUGUCUGGUUUCUACCAACUGCUGGAACAAAAUUCCAUGGGUAGCAUUCCUGCGCCUCUCAAGGAUGCCGGUUAACACCUGUCCUUGAGGGCUCUACUGUGAGGGAGAACUCAGUUGGGAAAGCUGGAGUCAGCUCUGAGCUGUUCACAGGGGCAGGUGGACUGGAGGGCUGGAGCUCCUGCAGCCAGUAUGGGUCUGAGGGCUUACACCCAGCUGUCUGCACCAGGAGAGUCUGGUUUAGCCUCUGGCUGCUGAGAAUGCUCACUGAACUGAUGGGUCCUUGGAGGAGGCCAUGCCCUGCAGAAGCAGGAGCAGCUCUUUCUUGGCCGUGCCUGGCUGCCCACCCCCUACCCCCAGAAGACCAGUCAGUACUUCAGGGAAGCAUCUAGUGAAAUACCAAACACCUUGUGAUGAACUUCCACUGGAGGUCAGCAUCUGGGAAAAAAAAGUCAAUCCUUUGCCCAGUUGUUUCAUAUCAUCUCUGUCGUUGGGCUUUGACAGAUGUCCUGCCCACCCCUUUUAUUUCCUGUGGGUCAGCUUCCCCAGGUAGCGGGAUGGAAGAACAAGAAAGUCUGCCCUUCGCCACACUAACAGCCAUUGACCCAGAGUGGAGGGUGUGUGGGCAGUGACUGGCACACGUGUGUGGUUUCCAGCUCAGCUGACAGUGGGGGCUCAGAAGGGCACGGAGUGGGGAGGGUCCAUGACCCUUAGCCACCUGCCAGACUGAAGGCCAGAGGCAACUUGUAAAAUUAGGCGCGAUCUUCACUCCUCAUGCCCUUUCUCUUUUAGACCCAUUCACUGGUGAAUGGUCCCUCAAGGCUGAAGGAUCUGUUGCCGUUGGGGGGCGGGCAGAGAGCUUACCCUCUAGUUUCUACACCAAUCUCAACCCUGUGGUUUUCUCAGUAUCUAUUGUGUGAGCUACUGACAUGACCUCUUCCUCCCUCUGAUUGAAAGCUCACCCAGCAUUUCUGGAUUAUAGAAUUCUUAUCUCCUGCCUUGUUAUUUUGGGAAUUUUGAAUUUCUUUGCUUUUGUUUUUGAGAAGUAACCUAAAAACUUCCUACAACACUAAAUAAAAUGGUACUGGUACUACCUUUCAAA
Messenger RNA from Bubalus bubalis (water buffalo), 6882 nucleotides. RefSeq names its product RAB11 family interacting protein 1 (gene RAB11FIP1). The record is from RefSeq and is a predicted model, not a curated record. Gene Ontology annotation, biological process: regulated exocytosis. Gene Ontology annotation, cellular component: intracellular membrane-bounded organelle. The transcript is spliced from 6 exons. Gene Ontology annotation, molecular function: small GTPase binding. Bases 94 to 3756 code for a protein of 1220 amino acids. NCBI's taxonomy places the organism in Eukaryota, Metazoa, Chordata, Mammalia, Artiodactyla, Bovidae.